AUGCCUGAAGUUGCAGAAGUGGCACACGUUUGUGCUUUAUUGAAAAGAAAUAUUUUGGGCUUCACAAUCAAAAAGGUCAACUUGAAACUUGAUACUUUGUUGUUUCCCAAUUUGAAAGAUGCUAGUGACCCGGAAACAGAACUUGAGAGGAUGCAGUCUACACUUGCGAAUUCACGUAUUGACUCCGUUGGGCGACAUGGAAAGUACUUUUGGAUAAGGUUGACGAAUGAGAAAUCAACCAAUCCAAUCGUGCUACUCAUGCAUUUUGGAAUGACCGGAAUGAUCAAGAUCAGGAAUGUGAAAUCACAUUUAGUUUUCAUGGAAAAUGGUGGAGACAAGAAAAUUUUGAAGGAGCUCAGCGAACCCAAGAGGGAUGAGGAGAUUAAGGUGGAGUCUGAGAAUGAGUGGCCUCCUAGAUUUUCCAAGUUUGAAAUGGAUUUGGUAAAGAACGAUUUCAAAUUGGAACUUUCUUUUGUCGAUCCUCGAAGACUUGGAAGGGUCCGGCUCAUUACAGAGGAUUUAGCUGCAACAGACGAGGGGCUCCUUCAAAUGGCUCCAUUGAACGCGUUGGGGCCGGAUUAUAGUAAACCAGAGAUGUUAGGUGAGGAGUCCGAAUUUGUGUUUGGUGAUCCUGAUCCAAGUAGCCAUGGGCGCCCAAGGUUAGGUUUAGUUGAAUUCAAUGCGGUUAUAUUGUCCAAAAAGAAGUGCAUCAAAACUUUUCUUUUAGAUCAAGCUUACUUUGCUGGAGUUGGUAAUUGGGUUGCUGAUGAGGUACUAUUCCAUGCCAGAUUGCAUCCCAACGAAAUCAUCUCCAAUAAAGUUGCACUUGAAACUGGAAAAGUUCAUCCUAUUAUCCAAAAAUUAUACAAUUCGUUGAUAUAUGUGUGUGAAGAAGCUGUGAAAUGUGAAGGUGAUUCCAAAAUGUUUCCCUCACAUUGGCUAAUGUUGCACAGAUGGGGAAAGGCAAGAAAGAAGGAAGGAAAGGCCAAAACUAAUGAGGGCUUCGCUUUGGAUCAUAUAACUGUUGGAGGAAGAACUAGCUGCUAUGCUCCUGAGGUACAACGUCUUUUGAAGAAGGAGCUUAUUGGUGAGACGAAGGAACUGCCCUCAAGGUCAAAGAGAAAGAGAAAGUAUGCAGAAGAAUCCGAAGAGGAGCCUGAGCCUGUAAGGGUGCAAGUGGAGCAACAAACACGUAAAUAG
This is a messenger RNA of Lodderomyces theae, 1200 nucleotides long. It is a transcript of the gene FPG1, whose product is annotated as Fpg1p. Gene Ontology annotation, cellular component: nucleus. Gene Ontology annotation, biological process: base-excision repair. The transcript is spliced from 2 exons. Gene Ontology annotation, molecular function: zinc ion binding; DNA N-glycosylase activity; damaged DNA binding. Lineage: Eukaryota; Fungi; Ascomycota; Pichiomycetes; Serinales; Debaryomycetaceae. The record is from RefSeq and is a predicted model, not a curated record. Bases 1 to 1200 code for a protein of 399 amino acids.